AUGGCCAACAAGUCAGAUGAUGAAGAGCAUGUCAUUAUCGUCGGAAUCGACUUCGGCACCACCUGGGCUUACUCGGGCGAGCCUAACGACAUUGAGGUAAUCAGUCGAUGGGAAUCUAAGCUGAACCUCAACUCCGAUAAAGAGAAAGCGCCGUCUGCUAUUCUCUUUCCCGGCAAGCGGGGAAACAUCUCCUGGGGCUAUGGCAUUCCUCCCAACGCAAAGCAAGAGCCUAUGAGAUGGUUCAAGUUGUUGCUGGUGGACGAGAAGGACCUUCCCAAGAAGGUUAAGAACUCUUCGCAGAUUUCCGCAGCUCGUAAGAUGGUAGGUGAGGAGAAUAAGGACCCGGUUGAGGUCAUCAGCGCGUACCUCACCCGCUUCUGGAACCAUGCAAUCGAAUGCAUCAUCACCUCGGCUGGCCAGGAUCUUGUGGAUAUGUGCCGCUUCCAAGUCGUCAUCACGCUUCCAGCUAUUUGGCCCGACUAUGCCAAGGCGCGCAUGCGGAGGGCUGUUGACAGCGCUGGCAUCUUGAAGGAGCGCCCUGCUGGAGACACAACUUUGUUCUUCAUCUCUGAGCCUGAAGCUGCUGCUCUUGCUACCAUUCGGGACUUGAGUAAACGACCAAACAUCUUUGUCGGUGAUCACAUCAUUGUGUGCGAUGCUGGAGGCGGUACCGUUGACCUCAUCAGCUAUGAGAUCCUCAGUAUGGAUCCCUUCGUGGUUCGAGAGGCAGUCGAAGGCGAUGGCGAUCUUUGUGGCGGUGUCUUCCUUGAUGAUGCAUUCAUUGAGCUUAUCAAGAGAAAGGUCACCCCUGAAGCGUGGGCCAAUGUUUCUAUGGCCAGAAUGAUGACUUCUCUUUUGGUCUGCCUGCUGAGUGCCGCGCUCCGGGUACCUCUAAAGCGCAAGAAGAACCUGGUUCUCGACCGCGAUGACCUUCUUACCGUCUUCGACCCUGUCAUCGAUCAGACUGCGGAGCUUGUCCAGAAGCAGAUUGCCGCUGUCCUGAAAAAGACAGAUAAGAAGCCCAAGAAAGUCAUCUUGGUCGGAGGCUUUGGUCGAUGCGUUUACCUUCGGACGCGUCUUCAGGCUAUCAUCGGCAAGGGAAUUGAGAUUCUUCAAGGAUCGGGCAACAAGCCUUGGAGCGCCAUCAGCCGUGGUGCAGUCAUCAGCGGCUUGACCGCUCGCAAUCUUGCCCCCGGUCUUUCAGUUGGAAUUACUUCAAGAAUCUCUCGCAGAAGCUACGGUGUCACAUACUGUAUGCCUUUCGACUUUUCUACUCACGACCCCAAGGACAAGUACUGGUGCACCAGUGAGCACCAGUGGAUGGUGCGAAACCAGAUGGAGUGGUUCCUUGAGCAGGGCACUGACGUUUCAACUGCUGAUCCGGUUCGUAAGGAGUAUUACCGCCUCCUAGAGUCGACUCCGAAGAAAGUCUCAGAGACUAUCUAUGCCACAUCUGCGUGGCCUGCUCCCAAGACCUGCACACAGGAUGUCCAAGAGCUUUGCACCAUCACCUGGUCCAAGAAGAUCGACUUCAAGUCUCUGAGGCGCUACACAAGCCCCACAGGCAAGAUGCUUGGCCGGCUGGAGUUUAGUGUCGAGAUGACUUGCUCUGGAAACAGCGUCGACUUCGCCGUUCUUCACGAUGGAAAGCAAGUUGGUGCUCAGAAUGUCUCGGUGAUCUUCAAGACGGAGGAUGAUGCUUAA
Colletotrichum aenigma is the source of this 1704-nucleotide messenger RNA. It is a transcript of the gene HSPA12A-0, whose product is annotated as Heat shock 70 kDa protein 12A. The transcript is spliced from 7 exons. The record is from RefSeq and is a predicted model, not a curated record. NCBI's taxonomy places the organism in Eukaryota, Fungi, Ascomycota, Sordariomycetes, Glomerellales, Glomerellaceae. The coding region runs from base 1 to 1704 and encodes 567 amino acids. Gene Ontology annotation, molecular function: ATP binding; ATP-dependent protein folding chaperone.